AUGGACUGGGGGCACAUGGGCCUGUGGGCAGUGGGGCUUGGCGUGGAAGGGGCAGCGCCGAGCGGAGGGGUCUCGGACAGCCGUCCUGGGAGCUGGGGUGGAGCCCAGGGGGAGCGCGAAAGGAGAAAGGGUCUCUCUGGAGAGACAGAUGGGAGGACUCAGCCAGGGCACCGGCUCCGACAGGGCCUGGGGGCUCAGCAAGAGGGAGAGGGCAGGGAGUGUCCGGGGUCCCGGGAGGCGUGGGGUGGCGCGGGCACGGGAGUCGGGCGCUGUAAGGGGACCCAGCCCUGGCCGGCCCUGCAACUCCUGAGGGUCGCGGCUUCCGGCCGGCGCCUGCAGCCCCCACCCUGCCGGCCGGAGGAGGCGGGGGUGGGGGGUGGCUGCGCCCGCCGCCGCCGCGGCCGCCGUGAGUCAGGCUCCGGCUGCAGCCGCGCGGCCGGCCUGGCGCUGCGGAGGGAGCGCAGGCAGCUGGAGAGGCAGCGGCGCCGCCAGCCGCGCGCCCCUCCCCGCCUGCCGCCCCGCGCGCUCCCCGCACCGAGCUCGGGUCGCUGGGACGCGGAGCGGCGGGACAGACAGCGACCCGCGGGACGGCGGAAGGACGCGCGGACGGAGGCGCAGGGGUCGGGCCCGCCCGCCAAGGAGUCGCCAGCCCAGGGCCCAGGCCAGUGCCCAGCCCAGCUGGGAGCCCCGGCCAGCACCACGGACGGCGCCCAGGAAGCCCGAGUCCCCCUGGACGGGGCCUUCUGGAUUCCGAGGCCCCCGGCAGGUUCGCCCAAGGGCUGCUUUGCCUGUGUGUCCAAACCCCCGGCUCUGCAGGCUCCAGCGGCCCCCGCCCCUGAGCCCUCAGCCUCGCCCCCCAUGGCGCCCACUCUGUUCCCCAUGGAGUCCAAGAGCAGCAAGACGGACAGCGUGCGAGCCACCGGCGGCCCCCAGGCCUGCAAGCACCUAGCGGAGAAGAAGACGAUGACAAAUCCCACAACAGUCAUCGAGGUCUACCCAGACACCACAGAGGUGAAUGACUACUACUUGUGGUCCAUCUUCAACUUCGUCUACCUCAACUUCUGCUGCCUGGGCUUCAUCGCCCUGGCCUACUCCCUCAAAGUUCGGGACAAGAAGCUUCUCAAUGACCUGAAUGGAGCGGUGGAGGACGCCAAGACGGCCCGGCUGUUCAACAUCACCAGCUCUGCCCUGGCGGCCUCGUGUCUCAUCCUGGUCUUCAUCUUCCUGCGGUACCCGCUCACUGACUACUGAGGCCCCGACACGCCCCGCCGGCCACGGAGACGAAGCACUGACCUGUUCAUUCUUGUGAUUGACAUGAUAAGGGAUGCCGUGCGGUUGAGGCAGAGCAGGGCGUCUGCCCUGGGGGCCCCCUGAAGCUGUGACCUGGGCCUGAGGCCGUCAGAAGCUCUGUACAGUCAGGUGGCUGUGAGCUUUGUGCUGGCCACCCCUCUGCCUCCUGGCCUGUUUCUGGGGAGCAUGGGUUUCUUCCUGUGCUGUUGCACCCUGGCUUCCAGUGGCUGCCUUCCCUACCCUCCUGUGUCCCCCCAGGCUCCUGGGGCCCCUCAGACCUGACACCCGGCAAGAAGGGCUUCUGUGGGAGCUCCCCAGGAUGGGGCGGCUGCCAGCAUCUGGGGACUUGCUCCAUCCUCCCCGCCCCCACCUCCUCCAAGCUGUGACCCUGCUCAGAGCUCUUGUAUCUGUGAACUUUCAAUAAAAUACCUG
Molecule: messenger RNA, 1722 nt
Organism: Equus quagga
Lineage: Eukaryota; Metazoa; Chordata; Mammalia; Perissodactyla; Equidae
Gene: IFITM10
Product: interferon induced transmembrane protein 10
Exons: 4
Coding region: 1-1251 (416 amino acids)
Cellular component (GO): plasma membrane
Source: RefSeq, a predicted model, not a curated record